This is a messenger RNA of Bombus terrestris (buff-tailed bumblebee), 20014 nucleotides long. RefSeq lists its product as uncharacterized. The record is from RefSeq and is a predicted model, not a curated record. The transcript is spliced from 31 exons. The coding region runs from base 538 to 14976 and encodes 4812 amino acids. NCBI's taxonomy places the organism in Eukaryota, Metazoa, Arthropoda, Insecta, Hymenoptera, Apidae. Gene Ontology annotation, molecular function: protein binding.
AAUGCGCCGUCACGUCAGUAUUCCGCGAACCAUCGACGAGUGUAGUUCGUGUCUUUGUUCGUUCCAAUUUUCUUGUCAUCAGUGACUAUAUAUUCGUGUUCGUAAUUUGACAACCGAGAACAUCGUGAAUCAUUAAAUUUAUUCUUUGUUUUAUCAAUAACACUAAUAAUUUGUAUGAUUCGUCGUCCAUGAACUUUUCGUCCGUAACCUUUUCGUCGUUCAUUCGUUGAAAGAUGAUGCAUGGUCGGUAAUGUCGCUGAUUAAGAAGUACUGACUACCAUUCGAGUAAACGUUGAUAAUAAAUGAUAGCAGGCAAAUUUCGCGAGGCGUUAUUCGAGAAAUGUGAGCGUUGACAAGACGAAUUUACGCGCGAUCAACGAUUUUGCGCCGCGGAGCGCGAACUACGACCUCGUUGGUCAACUCGAGACGAGUAAAACGAGACGGCGUGGCGUCUGUAUCAGCAAACAACGUAGCUGCGUCUCGCGUUCGGAUUGAAACGCGAGUGAGUGGUUGUUGGAGAGUGAUAAGAGAGGCGGGAUGAGUGCAAGAGAAGUCACCCUUGUUGGAGGCUCUCCGUGGGGAUUUCGUAUGCAUGGUGGACAUGACCUGCAUCAACCCCUCCGUAUCUCUAGGGUUAAUCCAGGCAGCAAAGCGGCUCAACAGGGGGUGAGAGAGGGUGAUUUGAUUAGUAGCAUAAAUGGAAGAACUACCCGUGAUUUAACGAACAGCGAAGCACAUGCACUCUUACGAAACGCUGGAGAACACUUGAAACUCGGUUUAAAUCAGGAAAAUAUUGGCUCUCCAAAACGACGAAUUUAUAGAAGUAGUUUGCAAGAAAAUACUACUAGUGAAAUUCUCAGCAAAACAACGACAACGAAAACCACGACUACAUCGAAUACUCAGAUUAUAACGACCGAUACAAAGAAGAACGAAACAAAUGAUACAAAAUCCGACCAAAGCUACGCCAAUCAGAACGGUGAACCGAAGAGUUCCUUGAUCCACCAACGAAACCAAACCGAGAAAAGAGUUUGCAAAUUCUUCGAGUACGCUACCGACAAGGAAGAGAUUAACAUGCCGCACAGUGCGCGAAACCGCAGAAAUCGCAAAGGUCGCAACAACAGAAGAGCCUGCCAAAGGCAGCAAACUCUGGAUAAAGCUACGAAAGAUAGCAACGCGACGGUAGAAAUUCCAAAGAGCAUCGAACACGAACACGAAGAGAACCUUCGCGAAGCUAAGACGAGGACGAACGACUCCGACUCGGAGAAUACCGUACGCAGUGGCGAGAUUCAACGGAAGAACGGGGAAGAGGAUAAUGUGAACGCGAGGAAGAACUCGGAUAACGAAAUCAGCCGAAGGGCAGUUACAUCGAAGUGUCGUAGAUACGCGAAAGAGGAGAAGUGUCGAAUCGAGAUAGGAAGAGUGCAGCCUGGCAUCAAAGUAAUGAAGAUCACAACGAUCAGUAGUUCGCCUCUGGAGGCGAAAAUCGAUCACAUCGCUGGUGUCGGUAUCGUAGAGACUGGCAGUGUCGAUAAGAUGCCGGAUAACGGGGCUAUCGUCACAAUUUCCGAACCUGUGGACCCUUUCUCUUCGCCCGCGACGAAAGUGGACAGGAAGAACGAAAGUGGACAACAGAAGAUGUUGACUGGCAACAAGCUGCAGAUUCGCGAUGUCAGCGACUGCGACACGCUGGAGACCGACAACGUUAAACCGGUUAUCGUUGAAAUGGAAUCGGACGUGGAAAGGGAGCCAACGGAGCUAGGUACGCGGUUGCAGGCGGACUUCGACGACCCUGACGCGUCGAAGCAAGACCUCGCGGAGCCGAGGCGCGUCUGGGACAGCGUGAUGCCGCACGACGUGGAGAGGAAACUGAGGAGCUUCAUCGAGAGUCUAAAAUUGCCGACUUACGCGGACGACGUCGUGGAAGUAGCGAAGCCGACGGACCACGAGCGGAUCAGUGGCUCGACGCAUAAGAAGGCGAGGAAACGCGCCACCUUCGAAGCGCAACACGCCCACUUGCAGGCGGCUAACAGAUUCUUGGACAUCAUUCAAGAGGAGGGCGAGAAACUGUCCGAAGACGAAGAGCAGCACAUAAGAGAUUUUAUUAACGAGGAGAUUGGCAAAUACCGGAGGAAAGAACGCUGCUCGCAACGGAAAGAGGAAUUGACGCAAGAAAUAAGAGAGCAGCUCAGUGUGAAGAUCAAUGUGACCGAAGAGAUCAACGUGGACGAAGAGAUGUCCGGGAGAAAGGAAGAUGAUGAUACAGGAAGAACUGUAAAGUUGGAUAGAAUGGAAACGGAGCUUGACACCAGAGGAACGAGGAAGCCGAUGAUGACGAAGAUCGACGAGGAUGAUGAAUCGCAGAAGGAUCUGAAGGAGGAGAAUUUAAAGCCGAGAGAAGGCAACGCCAUGGAAGCGUUAGGGGGGCAAAAUGUCAACGUUGAAGACGAGUCUGCAGGAAGUGAGUCGUUCAAAAUAGAGGAGCUGGAGCAAAGUAUGGAAGAAGACGAAGAAACAUCAGGGGAAAAGGGGGAUACUAAUGUGAAGGUCGAGGAAGUGGUAAGCGAACCAUUGAGCGAUGACAGUACGAGCCAAAGUGAUUGUAAGUUGAAUGUUGAAGACGAAACUAGUGGCCAAAUUUUAUUCUAUGGUGCAAACGACGAAGUUAGAGUUUCGAAUGGUAAGCAAUUGAACGGGAAAUGUGAAGCAUCGACUGGUGAUGUUGGAGUAAAGGAAGCGGAGAAAGUGUCAUUCGUUGAAGAAAAUACGUCGACGGAAGAGACGCCAGAAAAGCAGUGGGAAGUUUCUGAUGAUUCAAGUAUCGGUGCACGUUGUGCGACAGCACAGGUUGAGGAAAACAAAAAUGAAAAAUUGGGAGUGGCUAAAAAUCGAGGUACUCGUUGGGAAAGUGAGGCAUCGAUCGAACAGCCUGUUGGAGAAGGAAAAUUGGACUUGGAAAAUAAUGUGCAAAAUUCUGAAGCAAAUGCAUGGUCGGAGGAAACUGAAGAGUCGAAAUCAAUUGGCGAGGAUAAUGGUUCCAAAAGCGAAGUGCUGUGUGAGGAAUUGGUAAAGGAGAAGGAACAGUGUAUGAAAGACGACAUUGUGAAAGAUUCCGAAGUAAAUACGUUGGCUGACAGUGAAACUACUGAAAAUGGAAGAAGGAAGAAUGGAGAAAGCGAGAUAAAGUCCGCAAAAGUCGAUGAAGAAUCAGCAGAAUCUGAAACAAAACAUAGAGAAAAUGAGGCAAAGUCUGUAGGAAUAAAUAAAGAAUCAUCAGAAUCGAAAUUUUGGCAAGGUGGAAGACGUACCAAUCCAGAAAACAUUAACAUUUCCGAAUCAAGCACAACGAGAAACGAUGAAUUAUCAAAAGAACAGUCCUGUUGCAUAGACAGGAAAUGGUCAGAAAUUCAGGCUCUAGGGGACCUUAUGUCGGUGACAGAGACAAAAGGUCGUAGCCUAAUACCACCAAAGAGAUCCUCUAGCCUGCCAGACAUCGAUUUCCAAGAGAAAACAACGUAUUGCGGUGUUUACGACCGCAAUCCCCCAGCCCCUCCGCUUCGUCGAAAGAGGGAAGCGAAGGAGCUCGUAGACGUUGACGAUCCUCCCAGUCGUCCACCUCUUCCGAAGGAAAACCUCGGUAUAUUGGAUGCAUCUUUCGGACGACCGUUGGAAACACAUUCCUCGGAGGCACCAACGAUGUGUAAGAAUAUUGGCAGCCUGAGAGCUUUAUUGAUAAUAAUAUCCCGCAGUGACGCGUCCGUCAGAAAUAUUCGCGACGCUUUAAGCAGCGUGGAUUCGUUGGCUCUGCCUGAGAACGUACGCAAGGUAAUCGAUGAUCUAAGAGGAAGCGGGAGGAGGGCUUGUCUCGGGAGCGACAUUACCGAAUUGCACAAUUGCCUUGAGAACGGCGCCGAGCUUGGCAAUGGUGCAACUCCUGAAAUAACGCAUGACUGCUUGAAUCGUAGCGUACGCGAAAAAUCGCCGGCGAGAUCCGACGCGCAAGACCCGGUCGAACGAAUAGUGAAAAUGGUGGUAGAAUCGUCUAAGGACGAUCGGGCGACAGUUGCCGAUGAAUCCAAUCAGAAGCAAUCCGAGAGCAAGGUCGGAACAUCAACGAAUGAAGGUCAGGGGAAGAAAACUGAAUGGGAACAGUCAUCGCGUCAUCGUGUUAACGAGGAGGUUAUCAAGAGUGAAAUGUCGAGCAUGAAGAAGGUCGUAACGCAAAGGAACAUAUCGACUGUGCGUGACUUCAGGUCGCGUGAUAAUAAAGUUGAAGAUUCGAAGGACACCAGGGAGCUAACUACCAGCGAGGAAGAGUUUGAAGAAAUAUACAAAUACUCCACUUCGAAGGACAAUGUCGAAGAGCAGUCUCACGUUCGUAAAAUUAGCAAGCACUAUGACCAGGAUCGGAAGGAGCGCGAAGAAUUCGAUAGCCCAUCGGAGAUGCUAGACUCCAUUGCAAAAAUCCAGCCCGAGCAUUUCACGGAUAAAGAUAAGUUGGAGACGGUGGAUUAUCAAGGGCACGACUCGUCUAGCAGUGCAACUACUUUGAGUACGGUGAAGUAUAACCCGGCAGACGCCUGGCAAGCUGACAUUUGUUCGAUAAUAGUGGAGGAAGCGAGGAAGAGCAAGCUUAAGCGAGAGGCAGAGGAGAAGGUAGAGUCGUCCAGCUUGAAAAAUAAACUUCCUUUGCUGAAGAGCGACGAGUCGUUUUACAACGCAACGAACUGUCACGAAGUUCCAGUGACACCUGAACCUAUACCCUAUUCGCCUGUGGAAGAUCUGUGUUACGCAGCCAUUGACAGUGAUGAGAAUUGUGGGAAAAGUCAGCCGCAGAAAGACGGGACUACCAAUAGACCAGAGUCUUUAAAAGACCUUAGCAUUAAGAAAAUCUUGUCGAUGCCGUACGGUUGCCACGUGAUCAACGAGAUCACGAUGCCUAAAUUUAACAUCUUUAAAAGUCUACGAUCUAUCCCGAAGUUUACUAAUAACAAAGAACUGGUCGAUUCGAAUCUCGGUGACGAGUUACCCAAGUCGCGGCAAACGACCAUGGCCAGAGAUAGUUUGGGAGCGUGGGUAGGUUUAUCGACGACCAAAGAUCCCAGGUUGCUCGUCUGCUUAUCACCGUCUCAGCAGAAAACCGCGAUAAGAACGAGCGCGGACAACUUGCUGGAUCUGCACAGAAAGUUCCUAAACAGGCACAGCUACUUCGACGAGGAGCCGCCUCCGCGAAUCCCUGUUCCUAAAUAUCGAGUCGAGCUGCUACCGAUCGACCAAAGUAACAAAGAAAGCGUCAAACGGGAGGUAAAAGUCGAAUUCUCGAAACCGACUGACUACGAUGAAAGAUUAACUACCAACAGGCUGCUAGACAUUAUCAAAGAAAAUUCUGACAAUUCUAAACAUCCACGUGGCACGAGACCAAAGUCGAGGAACGAGUCAAAGGUAAAGUUUGACGAGUCGGGGCAGUCCGAUACAAAGUCCUCUUAUACAAAGUCCAGUACUCCUGACAACGGUCAGCAGCGUCUCAAAGUCACUCGCCUGUGCGACUGGUUGAACUUAGCAAGACGCGAGCCCGUCAGUAAUGCGCGGCACGCCACGUCGCUCUCCGAUGAUUUAUUAAUAGAAUCGUCGGCUGAGGGAAAAGAGCGCGAUAAGAGUCGGAAAGAGGUUGGGAAAGAGUCAGUGUCAGAUAGAAUCAAGGAGCACGUUUCUGGUAAACGAUCGGCGCCAGGUCAUUUCAUCAACUCCGCUUUGAUGGUGAACUCGCUGGAAAAGCCGGAGCCGCCCGUCAGAAGUCCGACGCCUUUCAGCAAGAGUCCCAUUACACUGAACAGCGCCAUCAUCGACAAAUCGAUGCCAGACACCGCGGACAGGAGGACACCGCCUCGACGGACCAUCGACCCGCGUUACAACGUGAACUCAGCGUUGAUCGACAACAAAGUGGAGGUGCCAGCGCGUCUGAAACGCGUGAUCAACGUGGACAAGUCGUGCAUCGACACGACGAGUAUUUUCGAUCAAAGUCCGCCUAGAAGUCACCUGGAGCCACGGCGAUACAAGAGCGAGGAGGAAGAAAAUGCGAAACAGGUAGCAGCUACGGAAAUCGUGCAAAAUCUGAAGAAGCUUCAAACCGAGGCGGAAACUCGAUUGGAAGGUCGUCGAAAGUAUUCCCUGCCCCAAGAGUAUUUCGCGCAGCAGUUGAAAUACAUAGAGCUGCUGGAGAAUCAGCUGAAAAACGUGAUAUUAGCCGAGGAGGAGGAGAAGGAAGCCUUUGAGACAUUCCAAAGACACGCGAGGCAACGGCCGCAGGAGAAAGGCGUAACGAAGGAUGUACCAAAGAGACUCCCAUCUUCAGACAAGUCUUCCGAUCGAGUAAACAGCCCUGAGAUUAAAGAGAAAGCCUGCCAGGACACUUCCAACGACGAGUCUUGGGUAGAGAGCCAAAGCUGGCAAGAGAAGUCCGAGGAAGUGAAGGAGGAUUAUUCGGAGACGAUUAGUAAACAUGGGCACAAGGAUUUUUCGAAGAAGGUGCAUCACGAGAACGGUUUCCACGAGGAGGAGUGUGAAAAGCGAAUCGAGCACGUGGAACAUCAUUCCGUGAUGACCAAGAAGGGUGACAGAGUUGCUGAAAAGAUGAAAGCGGAUCGAGCUGAGCGAGCUUGUAAAAAAGCACCUACGGGGGAAGAAACGACGAAGGACGAGCGUGGUUUUGGCAAGGAAAAUACGUCGCCUGAGAUGGCUAACUCACGGAGAACCGUGAAAAUCGAAAAACCAAGCGUGCCCAUGGCCGUGGAAAACAGCGAAACGUUUCGACAGAGAAUGUACGACGAGUAUGUGCACAAGGUCCUCGAGCGAGAGGAACGGAAACAUCACAAAGUGGUGAAGAUCAGCACUCACGAGGAUAUUCAGAAAUUGAAGAAUAAUUUGCAAAAGAGUGGCAUGAGCACCGUUGAGAAAGAGUUUAUAGAGAAAGCGAGGAACAGGUUAAAUAAAUUCGGGAUUAAUUUGGACGGAAGCGAAUCUGAAAGCGACAAAAGCGGUGGCAAAGGGAAACGUGAGAAAAAGACGAAUGGGAGGAAGGAAGAAUGCAACGAGGAGGAGAAUAUCGUGAAGGUGAAAUGUUUGAUCGACGGGAAGGAGUUCGAAGACGCGAAAAAGUUACCGAAGCAUCUGCAAGAAUUCCUUGCAAUGUCUGCUACGUUCGACGAUGUCGGAUAUGGUUAUGAUUUUGACACAAGGCAGUGUGAUAAUGAGAACGAUCUUCUGCACGAGAUUGACAAUGCUUUGAAAUUCGGCAAGGGAUUUCUGUUUGGGAAAGAGAACGUUAUGUUCGCUCCCACGUUUAAAGCUUCGUCCGCAACACCAGGCGUUUGGUCACCUGGAAGCGAGCCACCGCCACCCCCAAAGGAGCCGAGUCCUGAACAGAAAGAACCUCCAAAGGAUACUGGAAUCCCUCCUGUCUGGACGCCUUCCAGCGCCGGAACCAGUCCAGUUCCUGAGAAAAAGGAAUUUCGACCGGUGCAAUUCGAAAGCCCCAUUCUGAGCAGGAAAAAGCCAGCGCAGCAAGAAAGUACACAGGAGGCCCCACCACCUUGGGAGACGGAAGAGGAAAAGAAAGAAACGUCACGAAGUUGUUACGACAGCAGUACGCGAAUUGUCAAUUCGCAUUCAGCACCUUCGCAAGGAUUAAGUUCAUUAAGUUCAACACCUCAUCUGCCACGUGCUCAGAAUCCAACUAUAACGCUGCUCCAGAAAGCAAGAGAGGGGCAAUUACCGAAAGGUGCAGCCUAUCUGGAGGAGACCGAAACGAUAAAACGAGCACCGAGCGACGAGAAGCCGAUAAUUAGUCCAGGCGAGAUCAUUUACAACGUGAAGAAAGAGUACGAGAGCGAGCCAGAAACAGAAAAUGAACCGCCAAAGAAGAUGGCCGAUUUGAGUCCUCGAAAAUUCAAUGGUAUUGGCCCAACAUCUAAGGAGGGUAUUCCUCUCGUUUUAAGAUCGGAAGUCAAGGAGAAUAAUCAAACAAAAUGGUAUAAGAAAAUGUACGACUCGUUGCAUCGUGCAGACAGAAGCGAUGACUACGUAACCGUUCAUUACAAACAAAGAAGAGGGACGAGAUAUGGUUACGAAAGUGGCAGUGGAUAUUUAAGCGAACCGGAACAUCGUUUAUAUUCGGAUCGUUCUGUCACGCUCGACAGCCGUCGGCGUCUACGCAACAAGGAAAAUGAUUUUGCCACGUCGACUAUGCCCAGAAAAAAUGGCACACUAAAAUAUACUUCAGAGAUUUAUAAAAAUCAACCUGGACGCAUCGAGGAUUACGAACCUGGACGGUCAUCGAUCGCCGAAAAGGAAGCCAAGGAGUGGUGGGACGAGGUCAUGGAUAUAUUUGACGGGUGGUUGAACGAGAAUGGACAUCCCCAGGGUAUGGAAAUGAAGGAGCUCCGAGAUGCACAGCUGAGCCACCGUGCUCUGAGCCUCUCCUACCGACCGGAGAGCAGUUACAAUCCUUUUGAUCAGCGCAGUAGUCGUCCAGUGAAACCAUAUAUGUCACAUGCUCUUAAAGAAUCAGGAUACGAAAGCGAUUCUACUCUGGUGUUUCGUCGCAAGGAAGAUAUCAGCCCGCUGAGUCAAGUUGAACAAAGACUGGCCUAUAAAACUGUUCAAAGCGGUGGUGACGUACCCCUUCAUGGCUUUCGUAAACCCGCUCCAGAACGACCAAAGGACGACACGGGCAUCGAGUAUUUUCUGAUCUCGCCCACUUUGACACGGAUCCGUGUUCACCGAAAAAGUGUCUCUGCUACCACACCUGCUUCAUCGUCGACCACUUUCUCGCGACACGAAACAUUAUCCUCCAGUGAGAGUGGAAUGAGCAAGAAAAUGGACGUUCGAUCAACUAUCGCAAAAUCAAAGUGUCUCAGAGACGACAGUUUCACCAAUCCACAACUAGGUAGUAGAACACUCUCAAACGCGGUCACGGCACCUCCUUCUCCGCCUCGAAGACAAUCUUCUAGAAACAGCAAAACAUUGAAACUGUAUGCAUCGACUGCAUCGAAACUGAAGCAUCAAACCAUGGAUAACACGCAAUCUUUUAAGUCGAGACACAAGCAAUGUUUUGCAGAAGACGGGUCCAAGGUUAAGUCAUUGAAAGAACGGUUUUGCAGCGAUCUGGACAGGUUCAAGCAGAGUCGAAAGAGUCUUUCAACUUCCACUUUAUUUCGAACGUCCUCUAACAGCUCGAUCUCUCCUCGGUCUAAAGUUUCUACUUCGGUGUCCAUUCCACUGAACAAAAAGAACUCGGACUCGUGGUUGUCGCAAAGUUUACUCGACACAGCUGCGGUGGAAAGUUUCACGGCUGACAAAAGUCGAACUCGCGUUUGCGCGGAUACUUCUUCAUGGAAAACUGGUUGCGGAUAUUCGGCGAAACCUGACUUGAAACGUGGGCUUGAACAUAAACCAUCCUCUUCUUCGAAGAUGACCUCGAGAUAUCUAGUUCCUUCGCCAACAAAGUCAAAGAAGUUGCGUUCCAUGAAUGAAAUCGGUAAUUCUAUAUCUUACCUUAAGAAAACUAACGUUAGAGGGAGGUUAACAAGAAAAGAGCAGGAAGAAUCUUCUAAAAGACUCGCCAGGUCACCGGUCGAUUUAUCUUCUAUAGAAGAUAGGAAGCAUUUGCAGAAAUAUAGAGACAAAGGUAGCAAAGAUGUCCGCACGACAGUGCUGCCAUCAGGAGCUGUUGUCAAAAGUUCCACGACGAUGUAUUCUGCAGCUUUAAAUAAUGCAAAGCAGAGGAGUCCGCAAGACAAAUCUUUGAAGGUAAUAGUUACUGUGUCUCCUAAAGGACAGGAAAUGUUAAGAAACCCGGCAGACUCAACUUCAACAGCAAGAUCAACGUUUGCUUUAAAGUCUUCUUCAGCCACAUCUUCUCCAUCAGUUGUUAGAUCGGUACUAGCAGACACCAGGAAACCGAGGACAAUAGUCAGACAGCAUGAUAAAAUAGGUCCCAGCAGGAAGUUCACAUCCUCUUCUGAUGCAAUCAGCGAAUCAUAUACAAAGAAGAGACUAAGACCUCAUACCAUCGUCAAGUUCCCUACACAAAAGCCAGAGACCAUAAAAAUGAAUCCUGACUCGACUAAGAAGAAACUUGAAGCAAAGAAGUCGAAGAAAGACAAGAACGAGGUUACUGCGAGAACGAGAAAGGUAACAACUGGACAAAAGUCAGAUUCCAAAAAUGAGAGUAUUAAUAAGACUAAUGUUGAAAACGAGGAGCCUAAUAUUAAACAGAAUCCGUCAUCAACGCUGAGUAAACAAUCACCUGUGUUAGCUGUAGAAAAGAUUAAGAGACAUCACGAAGUAGCAUGUUCUGAUGCAUUUUUCCAGAAUCUCUUUUUAAAAUCAGUUUCUUCGGCUGUUUCAAGUGAGAAUGUCUCUUUUAAGAGAUACAGCGUUAGCGAACGAGCGAGGAUAUACCAAGAAAACAUCAGAGAGGGUAGCAAAUCAGAACCUUCGCUAAAAGCAUUGAGCAUUUACUUAGCUCACAAGCGUCCAGUGUCAGAUUCAAAAUUCAAAAACUGGGAACGUGAGAGUAUCUCUUCUAGGAGCUCAAGCCCAUACGGUGUCAGCUGGCCUGGACGAUCUGUAUUUCAUAAAGUGAGCAAGUUCGACAGUCUUCUAGGUAUCGAAGACUUUGGAUCAUCGACUAUUUUACGUAAUCGAAGCCCAGACUCGGCGAAGGAGCGUUUGAAGGAAAGAAGUUCAAGUGAGCCGCCUCUGAAGACUCUGCCAGAACGUUCAGGCUCGAAACACUCAUCUUCGCGAACUUCUUCGCCAUCUCCAAUUAGAUCACCAGCCUGUAGACGGAUUCGUACAUUGAAGCAAGAAAAAUCAGAAAUUCCUAAUACGAUUAUCGCAACAAAGAUCACAACCAAAAGUGCUGGGGGAACUGAAGAGCUGCAAGAAAUCCGAUCUAAGUUUGGCUCUAAUUUAUCAUUGAGUAGAAGCACGAAUUCUCUGUACACGUCACCAAUUGGUCAUGAAGAGUAUCAUCAGUAUGUACUGGAAAGGUUACACGACAGAAGGAGAUCGAAAAGGUACAAGGAACUGCACGAUUUCUAUUCGAGCCUCGAAAGAUUGGGCGAAUUGGAGAGGACCUUUUCCACCAACGACUUACGACCAAGGAUGAAAAACGAAGAAAUUAUAGAUUAUGAUAGAUGGAAGAAAGUAAGAUCGCAGGAGAGAGCUGAAGUCGAGUUCAGUGCUCUGUAUGGAAAGCUGAAGGCUGUUCAGAGGAACAAAGACUUGUUGUUCAGCACCAAAGAUAUCAGUAAGUUUAAAUGGCACGGUGACUGCAGCUUAAGGUGCAAAGAACGGUCCGUUGAAAAUAUUAUUCAACAUUUCAACAAGCUUCAGUCUGAAGAGAGUGACCUAGAAUGUUCUAGAAGAAAAGAAAUCUCGUCGAGAAAAGAUACGUAUAAACCGCUUUGGCGAGGCACUUCUGUACUAAACGUUGCGAGCACAAUGCAGAAGAAAGCGAGUAGCUCUCAUAACGAGAAAUCCUUGGAUCAUGCAGAUCAUCCAUUCUUACAAAGAAAUCUUGGUGGGAGUAAAAAAUUUUGGAGCAGUUUGUCCAUCGAACAAGUAGCUACUUUGAAGAAACAGCUAAACGAAAUUUACGGUAGCGAUAAUUUGCAAAGGUUGGCACCUUCGACAUCUUCAAAAAUGAAUCCUGAAAUCACAGAACAGCGACAAGAGAAGAUAGGAGAAACUGAUAAACAGGAUUCUUUGUCGAAGUAUGAAAUUGUCGUUCCACCUCAAGUCGAAUCGCCCGAUGUUCGAGAUGAUGGCAAAGGUCUUCAUGUACGAUGUCACUCUAUGAUCGCAUCGGAUAUAUCUCCAAGGGAUCAGAAAUCGUCCACGGAUCGUCCAGACUUGAAAUUGAAGAGAAGUGAUUCUAUUAGUCAAGGGAAAAGUACAGAAAAAUUUGAAUCUGAUAAAACUCUAUUCGCAAUCCCUCCAUCUAUGAGUGAGUUAGAGAAAAAGAGGCUGUCUGUGACACUUGGAAAAGAAGUGUUGUCAGUUCUGUCACUUCCAUUCGCUCCCCGUGAAACUCGAGGCAGCAUAGCAGCUGCAUUAGCGGCCAAGAAGAUGCCAAAAGCGACUCGUUCUGCGGCUACACCUAGCGUAACCAGCACAUCACCUAGAAGCUGCUAUUCUCUGGAGCCGUCGAGUGUUGAAGAUUCAUCGAGAACAGACGUGGGGAUCAAAGAAAGCGACUUCCUACUGGUCCUAACCCCAGACAGCAAGAGUCCAUCUGAUAGACAGCGAGUAGAAAACGUUUUGGAAGAAUGGUCCAGAAAACCUCCUCUUCUAACGAUUGCUAUACCUCAUACGACUACUCAGGCCAAAAUUUCAGGCCAAAAUUCUGGCAGUGAAAGAGACAGUAUGACUGAAAGCUCUGAAACAUCUGUAAGAACGGUUAUUCAACGAAAUGUAGAGUGUCAAGAUGUUCCAAAGAAGAUCGAAUUCUUCGAGAACGUUGAUAAAAUAGAAACUGAUCAAGAUCGUAGAAAAGCGGAGCAAACGAGAUCAAAAUCAAAAUUGAGAUCAGGGAGAUUGUCUUCUUCUCAAAGUUUUGCAGAUUUGAAAGAAUUAUUCGGUGAGACGGAGUCGGCAAAAUAUAGCGCCUUGUCUUCGUCAAGGUGCAGAACACGUUCUAUUUCCCCAAAAACAUUUGUUACUAAAGAAAAAGAAGGCAGCCCUGAUAGGGAAGUGGACACGCGACCCUCGUUCCGCUCCUGUUCAUGCGACCGUGAACAUGAUAGGCCUCAGAGCAUUAGUCCGUGUCGUGCAACCAUGCGAUCGAAUUCAUCCUGCAGUCUCGAGAGCAUCUGGUUGCGUAGUUGCUCGCCAGACCCGGGAAAAUAUUGGCGCGCCUAUUUAAAGCUAGUAAAGAAUGGUACGGUGAGACGUUUGAAGGCCAGAUUUGAGAGUGCCGAAGAUCUUCGUGGAAAUACAGUGAGGACGGUUCCAGUACCAAAAAGAUUUCAGAGCGAUCCUGAACUGGCCAGAUGUCUUCUGAGGAAGGUGGACGAAGGUAAAGUGAAGCCUCAUGAGUUUGCGGACGUAGCCUGGUUACGUCGAAGGUACGAGCCUCGCAGAGGAAGAGCUCGCCGCAGAGGCGAGUCUCCGCCGAUUCCACGUGUUCCUUUGAGACGAGAGGACCUGUCUAUGCCUCACAUCGAUGUCAUCAGUAAGACAGCUGAAUUGAAGGAUUCAGCUGCAAUUUCCACUGUGACUAAUGCUAGGAAGGCAGAGACUGACGAGCUGCAGGCGAGAAAGUCUGUUGGACGUAUGAGAAAAAAGUUCGAAGAGUUUGCCACUCAAAAAACUUCGAUCCUGGGCGAGAUGUUCACCUCGUCGCCGAAUAUGCACGAGCUGAGAGAUAUCGCCCCUUAUCUAGCUGGUCAAUGGAUAGCACAUAGGUAUCCCAGUCGACGAGAUAACAUGCGCUCGUUGUCCUCGCCACCCAACCUCGCUGCCAGAUAUGUUCCCUCGAAAAGUAGGACGAAUUCCGCUUCCACAAAGACACAGAUCAAUGAUAGAGGUAAAGUGGUGAACCAAGUACGCACCUUAUCAAAAGGUCCAUCGUCAAUUUUGAAACAAUCAGAUGGUUUUACCAGUCAACCGUUUGAUCCUGCUAAACACAGGCCAAGGUUUAGGUAUCAACCGCCUCCUCCGCCUCUAUCGCCGACCGUUCCACAAAAAGCCACUUCUUGGUGGUCACCAAUUCCCAUCUACACUGCUCGACCAACUGUCACUUUCGAAGAAUACUCGAACGCACCUCCACCGCCGUCAAAUUCUCAGCACUACAGAGACGCCUGCCAAGAAUCGCCGAGGCGUUAUGUGGAGGGUGAGGUGACAAUUCACUAUCGUUCGCCAGUACGUACAGAGGCAAAAGAACCAUUGAGCGAAGAAGAGCUCGCCCGUCGAAGCGCGGAAAAUAUGCGACGCGUUUAUGAAGAAGAACGCCGUCGCAAAUAUCUUCAGGAAUUACACGAUAUCAAUUCGCGGCGACACACUGACAACUUUAUACCAUCGCAGAAGUCACCUAUUCCCUUGAAUCGUUACGAUGAUUUCGUGGAUGAUUUGAGCCACAAAAGCAGAUCCCAGGAGCAAACACCGGAACCGCGGGUCGUGGCAAAAGCACUUUAUAGUUUUAUCGGGCAAUCUCCGCGGGAAUUAAGUUUCCGCCGCGGUGACAUAAUAUUUAUACGUCGCCAGGUAGACAAGAACUGGUUCGAGGGUGAGCAUAAUGCUAUGAUUGGCCUAUUCCCAUCGAAUUACGUUGAGAUUUUACCUUACGAGGAUGUGCGCACGAUCCCAACGAAACCUCACGAGGGUCAGGCACGAGCUAAAUUCAAUUUCGUCGCCCAAACAAAUCUCGAAUUAUCUUUGGUCAAAGGGGAAUUUGUGGUCUUGAUAAGAAAAGUCGAUGAAAACUGGUAUGAGGGGCGUAUUGGAAAUAGAAAAGGAAUAUUCCCCAUCACCUACGUUGAAGUUAUAACAGAGCCUGGCCUUACAUCAGUUAUAGAAACGCCAAAACAAAACAAACCAGUUGCCUUUCCACUUAUGCGUAGUCUUUUGACAAAUGGAUCAGCUGGGGGGAAAAUAAAUCUGGCAUCCCAUCCCUAUAUGCCGCCCGCACCAGUUAACAUUACCCAGCCAACUUACAAUUCACCGCCACAGCUGACGGAUAGCAAAUUACUUAUUGCACAAAUUAACGCAGCAUUACAUAUCGAUACCGACUCUGAACCAAUGCCAUACCGAGCUCUCUACAAUUACAUACCACAGAACACAGAUGAGCUCGAAUUAAAGGAAGGUGAUACGGUGUAUGUGAUCGAGAAAUGCGACGAUGGUUGGUACGUUGGUUCCAGUAAAAGGACUGGUUACUUCGGCACAUUUCCAGGAAAUUACGUGGAACGAUUGUGAGAAAUGGCAAGAAGCGAUAUCGAACCGCCGUCGGUUACCUUUUACCAAAGCCCUAAGAAAUCGAAUCGUUAAUAAAGAUAAGUUUUAAACGUUUAACGAUAAAGUUCAACGAUAGUCUUGUUUUUUUCUAUUCGUAAAUUUCCAACGCCAACGGAAACCUGAUGCAUGAGAUAAGAUAAGAAAGAAAGAACGAAGAAUAAACGCUGAAAGAUAUAGAAAGAAAGAAAGAGACAAGCUGAUCGAAACUUUAUCGUCGAAUUCACCAAAAAUUCAUGGAAAAUGAAAUCUAAACUUAAGGCCUCAUAACGUUUAUGUAGUGUAUAAUAAUAUUUAGUAAUUUACUAUACAACAUUCAUAGGAAACGAGUGCGUCAGCACGACAUUACGAGACAUCGAAGUAGGAAAUCAACAUGAUACGAUUGACAGUGUUUUAUCAACGUGUAUCUUUAUCUAGAUGCACGAGUUAUCUGUUCGUGCGAACGAAAUAAUGUAUAAAUAACAUGCAACUAUUCACAAACCCAAAUCCAUCGAAUCCACUGUUCGUUAAAACGGGAUCAUCGCGAUGAUUAUACUUGACAGAUCGACACGAGCAGUUUUUACCAAACCCAUGUGACUACUGUGUAAUUAUAAAACAAGGUCCUCCUAUAGGGAGGACUAUCUGGUUUCAAUAAUGAACGAAAUUAAUCGUAUUAGCCGUUUAACUGAUCAAGCGACAAUCGUAUUGUACAGUUUCUAUCUACUUACAGAGAGAUGUUUGAGAUCGAAAGUCUACUGUAAUGUAGAAAAGAAAUAUAUUGUGUAAAAAAAAAACUAUAUAUAUAUAUAUACAUAUAUAUAUAUUAAAUUGAGUAUGGUUACCGGAUAUUAAUCGUCAAAUGGUACAGUUGGGUUGUGGCCAAUUUACAGUUUCAGUUGGAUCUUUUCAUCAUAGAGUACUUCAUUUCAAUACACCAACCUCAUUUAUAGAGUUUUUGUAAUAUAAGAGAUAUAGGACAGAAAUUAAAAUAAAAUACCUUAAUUCUUUCAAAAUGUAGUAGUCUGGAAAAUCAUCAAGAUUUCUCUUAUUUUUCAGAUAUGGAGAAAUAUCUGUUUUUAGUUUGAAAAAUUUCAGUAAAUUCUAGUAAUUACUUUAUCAAGCUUUCUUGUAUUUCUGACGUCAAAUUCAAUUUUUUAAACCUCAGUACAUUUUAAUAAUUAUAUCAUCAUUUGCUUUUUGUGCUGAUAUAAAAGAUAUAUACUCCUUACAGCUUUUCAAAAUUUCCAAAAAUAGUUUUAAUAACUACUUAUGUUACUACUAAUAAUUACUACUAAUAAUUAAUUAUGCAAUUUUAAUGGGUACCAUAAUUGGCAACUUUCUGCAUUGCUUUUCUUAUAUUACAUUUUCAAAGAAUUAAAAUUAAGUGAUCCACACGUGUUUUAAAUCCAACUAUCACGGUAAUAUAUAAUUCAAAGACGUCAGCUAUGAAUUGUGUAAUCCUUUUUGCAUUUUUUCAUGUAAUGGAAUUUUUUAAAUAGAUUGUACACCGAUAACAGAUCACAAAUUCAAGUGGAAAAAGAUUAAGGAAAAUUGGACAAUGUAAAAAUAAAUAUGAAUUGCCGCUUGGUCAAAGACAUUCUGGAAAGCGAUGUUGAUGCUUCAAAGUUUAUUCGACUACGAGAUUAAACAUGAGAUUAAGCCGAAAGAUUCUGUUUUACCUCCGUUAUACUUUUGGUUAUACACUAUUUUUUGUGACACGUAAAUAAACAAGACGACCACGGUGAGCAAAGAAUUUGCAUCAAAGAGAAAUUUGCAGCAAAUUAAAGAGUCUCCGGAUCAAGGUUUUUAUAUGAAAUUUUCUAUGAAAUUUUUACUACAAAAUUUUCAUUGGGAAAUUUCCACUUCGAGUAUUUUUCACUGUGUACAAAAUUCUUACUGGGAAUAUCUUUUUUAAAUUUGUCAAAUCUACCCUAUCAAAUUGCAUAAAAUAUUGCCAAUUAUAUAAACGUUAUAAAUUAUACAAAUUGCAACAUACGUAAAUUCUGUUCUGCGACUAUAAAUCACGAAAGAAGAGAUAUUCGCCACCGAGAAAGGAGACUAAAAAUUUGCAAUUUUAGAUCAUUUCAGAAAUGACAUAAACGAACAGAGAACCCGCUAAAUUCGUUGUAAUAAAUUUACCGCCAAAAAAUAAUGUUCGCUGCCACCAGAAAUAUUUUACAUCGGUUUGAGCAAUCCGUUAAAAUGCAAAUAUCUCUUUGCCGUUAGUGAAAUUACCAAUUUUUACCUUAUAUUUUAAAACGGUUUUGAAUCAAACCAAAGAUGAACGUUUUGAGUAAUUUGAUCUCGAGCCAAGUACAUAGGUAAAGUUUCUGACGAAUCUAGUGACAAGUUUGUCUUGCUUCGAUGCGUAACAGCCAGUUCAGACGAUACGGUAUUUUCAGCGAUUUCUUCAUCUUACUUUCUUUGUUUAUCCAUUUUAUAAUAUGGAUAUGAAUACGUUUUCCACCAAGUUUCGAUAUUACAGUGGUCAGAGAAAAAGGAACAUCAGAACAUAUUGGAUACAUUCUGUUGUGAAAGAUAGGUAUCAAUUGGAUUCCUAUCAGAUUCUCAUGUCUCUAUUAAGCACAGAUGAAAUGAAAUUUUCGUAUGCCAAUGUCUAUAACUAUGAGACUAGCAUUAAGUUAACAACAGUUUUUAAUUGUUAUUAUUCUAUGCAAUCACUAUAUACAUUAUACGUAUUAUAUAUAAUUUUUAAAAUAAUUUUUUAAAUUGCAUUGGACACUAUAUUAGACACUAUGCUAAACACUAAUUUUUUAAGUUACAUUAACCCUCUGCUCGCAGUAUGGUUCUUCGACUCCCAGGCGAAAUUUCUGCGAAACAAAAAUGUCAAUGUUCAUGGUCCCUGCGUGAAAAAGAGCUUGCAACUACAAGGCCUUGACUACGCAAACACUGUUUACUUCAUUCAAUUCAGCUCUGAAUACCAUGAGGGUAAAAUGAGCACUGUACCUUCAGUGAACCAUAUUGCCAUCCAUAACAGUCUUUUGCUAAGUGGAUCUUCUUAAAUGCAUAAUUUAUUUUUAUUUUGUUACAUACAUCAAUUCCUUGGUACCACCUCAGUAUCUUGCAUGACUCCUAUAUUUCUCAUACGUUAGUAAAUAUGACAUAUGAAACCUUCUUUUUAAUAAAUAUAAUAAAUAAUCUGCAAAUUUAGAUCUCAAAAUAAUUAUACCAUUCCAAGACUGAUAAAUUUCUUUUUCUGAGAUAUUAUAGUCCUAUGGGUGGAACCCAACAAUGUCAUCUUUUAAAUACCUGCUUAAUACAGAACUGUAUACAAAUUCCCAUUUUCUCAUAACUUUCCGUUAAAUUUUUAUUCUGAAGAUUUAGAUAUUUGGCUAAAGCGUCCUUCGUAUAAUAAACUAGGGAUCAUAAUAAGUACUUGAGAAUUUUUUCAGAUUUUUUCAAGUCCAAAACAAUAAAAAAAAAAAUCAGAUCAGAGACUGAAAGAGCUGAUUACGUUAGUACGAGCCAUGUUGCGAGCGGAGGGUUAAGUGCAAAUAUUGAAAUUAAGAAAUGAAUCCCUAAAUGACAAUAAUUUUGAAAUUAUUAAUGACAGAUUCAUCGUAUGCUAUAAUUUUUUCGUUCCUAAAAUUCAUUUGUUAAUUAUUCAGAAGGAUCAUAUGAUAGAUACGUGGCUUAUGAUAGAACAGUGAUUAUAUUCAUACGUGCGUUUUCAUAGCUUCCUCUGUUAAGUUUGUAAACUCUUGAAAUUCUAAAAUUUCAUCACUGUCAUACACGUAAUGAUGGGAAAAGACAUUUAAAAAAAUGAAAUAUGGCAAAUGGUUUCUUGGUUCCUGGGAAAAUUUAUUUUCCUGAUCUAUUAAUUUCGUCGUAAUCUUCUUCUGACUGCAUCUUUGAAAUUUUUACCAUUAUAUAAAUCUGUUCCUUUAUCUCAUCCAGUGUGUCUUCGUUCCACCAAGCAAAUUCAAAAUUCUCUAUUCAUUUUUGACACACUUUAUACCGUACCAUGAUUCUUCCAUAACUACGAAAAGAAGAAACACGUAUCGAAUUAAAAUUCGAUCUUAUCAUCAUCUUCUACAUUGAGGAAACCAAAUAUCGAGAGCGACUGCCAUAGUGACUGCUGUUACACGCCAUACCGAAUACAUUAAUUCAUACGUUUGGAAGCUGAACGUGCGGCUAAGAUAUAGAAACGUGCGAAUGCUGUUAGAUAUUGCAAAAUACCAGAUUGUCCGGACUGGCUGUGGUUAGCGGGUAAUUUUUACCGAAUAUCGCCGCGGGAACGUGAAAUUUUUCAAAAUUAAUCAAUUUGAAACCGAGAGUUGAUUUUCAAUUGGAGGAAGGCAUGAGAAUUCCCCUCUAUGUUCGUAGAUGAACCAGUCUUGUUGUUGUUACAUUCGUGAGUAUCCAAGAGUAAGCGAUUUAUAAUUGAAAGUUUGCCUUCCCAAAAUAAUAUUUUUGUAAACAUUAUUUGUACUCAGAGUUAUAUAUACAUAUAUACAUGUAAAUUAAUUAUAUAAUGUAUAGAAGAUAUAUCUAUAUACAUAUGUAUACAUAGUUACAAUAUCACACGCAUAUAUAAAGAAUAUAUAAGAUAAUUAACAGCAUAGUUAAUCGCGCACGUGUUAAAAUGCACACACGUGAUGUUCAGAGAAGAACGAGUCGUGUUAACCCCUUAUAAUUAAUUAGUCGUAGCUAAGAGAUUUCCACUGAUGUUAUACACGAAUGAACGUUUCGUCGUGACGUUCUAAGACGGGCUACCACUUGAAUCUAGAGGCAAAGAGGAAGAGAAGAAAAUAAAAAAGAGGAAAAAAUGGAUGCAGUUGCAAAAACAGACAAUACUUAUUACUAUAGUAACUUCGUAAGACAAGGAAAGAUAAUCAAGUAGCGAGAGCAUUAAUCUAACACUAGUUACGACUAAUGAUAAUUGUUUCAGUUGAUCGAUUAAUCAUUGUUCAUGGGUUAACCGAUUGUUUUAUGAGCUGGAAGAAAAUGCACGAGUUUCGAAAGCCCUUUGUCGUGAAAUUACAUUCAAUUGCUAAUUAUA